This is a messenger RNA of Leptopilina boulardi, 1487 nucleotides long. RefSeq names its product S-phase kinase-associated protein 1 (gene SkpA). Gene Ontology annotation, cellular component: cytoplasm; nucleus. Lineage: Eukaryota; Metazoa; Arthropoda; Insecta; Hymenoptera; Figitidae. Bases 218 to 706 code for a protein of 162 amino acids. The record is from RefSeq and is a predicted model, not a curated record. The transcript is spliced from 3 exons. Gene Ontology annotation, molecular function: cullin family protein binding. Gene Ontology annotation, biological process: SCF-dependent proteasomal ubiquitin-dependent protein catabolic process.
AACCAUUUUGAAUGAAUUCUUCGUGGCUUCCUGUAUCCUGUUAGGACUUGUGCAUUUCGUUGAAGGAAUUUUACAGCAAAACGCGACUUGCAUUAAGCAUUUUCCCAUUAGCAUUGUUUCAAAAUUAUCUUAAAUUGUACUUAAACAAUUUGUGGUCAAAACCUUCAAUAAAGGAAAGCUGUUGACAAUUUUCAAAUAAUAUCAACUAAUUCUAAAGAUGCCGAAUAUAAAAUUACAAAGUUCUGAUGGGGAAGUAUUCGAGGUGGACGUUGAAAUUGCAAAAUGUUCAGUUACUAUUAAAACUAUGUUGGAGGAUUUAGGUAUGGAUGAAGAUGAAGAGGAAGUUGUUCCAUUGCCUAAUGUUAAUUCGGCGAUUUUAAGGAAGGUGAUUCAAUGGGCAACUUAUCACAAGGACGAUCCUCCUCCUCUUGAGGAUGAUGAGAACAAAGAAAAACGAACAGAUGAUAUUAGUUCGUGGGACGCAGAUUUUCUAAAGGUUGAUCAAGGUACACUUUUUGAAUUGAUUUUAGCUGCAAACUAUUUAGAUAUCAAAGGUUUGCUUGAUGUCACAUGCAAAACAGUUGCUAAUAUGAUUAAAGGAAAAACGCCCGAUGAAAUACGUAAAACAUUCAAUAUUAAGAAUGAUUUCUCAUCUUCUGAGGAAGAGCAAGUUCGUAAAGAAAAUGAAUGGUGUGAAGAAAAGUAAAUUUUUUCGUGCUGUGACAGUCAGAGAGAGAGAGAGAGAUUAUUUAUUUAAGGUUCUUCUAGCUUUUUUUCCACUUAUAUUUCCAACGUUUCUUUUUUUUUCCUCUCUUCAGAUCUGAUUUAUUUUCCACGUAUCGCAUAAAAAAAGGAAGACGAUUUUUACACUCGUCAUUUGUUGUAAAUUCUUUGUAACACUUCGUCCGUUAGAUAAAUCAUGAUCCUGGAAUUUAAUAUUCCCAACCUUACUAUACAUUGUUUCGUUUCUUUAUAGUACAAGUUUUACUUUUAAAGUAAAAUUAAAUAUUUUUAUGGUAACCAAACAGGAUGAGUGGACCAGUUUAAUGUUAUUAGCUUGAUGAGUGUUUUAGCUAUCAUUAAAAAAAAAAUCAUUUUUAAUAUUAUAAUAAUAUCGAGUGUUUUAAAAAGUAAUAUAUAAGUAGAGGAAAAUAGUUUAAGAUAAUAAAAAGGCGAUGGAAAUUAACGGUAUAUAUCUUCUGGUACACUCUACCUAUUUGAUUUUGAGUUAAAAAUUGAAUUUUUAUUUGUCAAUAUUUAAGAAUAUUUCAUCAUUAUUAUAUAACAUAAAUCUUAGUACUUUUAAGAAAAUUACAUUUAUGUUUAAAAUAUUGUUUUCUCGACGAUUUGACUUUUAAAAGUUAUAUUUAAUCACUGAAGUAAUUAUAUUUCAGAGAUUGUUUGAUGUUUCUUAAGAGCAGUAGAUUGAAAAUUUACCUUAGUUCGAGGUUUAAAAUUAAAAUAAAUAAUGCUAAUACAUUGUAAAA